CUAUCAAGAAUCCUCAUGUGCGGCUGGAGAGAUAGCAUAGCAGAAGGCCUGGAGGACCUAGCAUUUUCAGAACUGCUGGCCUAUAAUCUGCUGCAUAUGUGGUUAGCUAAGUCCUGCUUGCCAAUGUGUCGAGAUUUUGCUGUCCUAGAAGACCACACCCUGGCUCAUAGCCUGCAGGAACAAGAGAUUGAGCAUCAUUUGGCAUCAAACAUUCAGCGGAACCGUCUGGUCCAGCAUGAUCUGCAGGUGGCUAAGCAGCUCCAAGAGGAAGAUCUAAAAGCCCAAGCCCAGCUCCAGAAGCGAUACAAAGACCUUGAACAACAUGACUGUGAAAUUGCUCAAGAAAUUCAGGAGAAACUGACUAUAGAGGCCGAGAGACGACGAAUUCAGGAGAAGAAGGAUGAGGACAUAGCACGUCUUUUGCAAGAGAAGGAGCUACAAGAAGAGAAAAAGAGGAAGAAGCACAUUCCAGAGCCUUCUGGGGGCCGUGCUUUUGGGGAUAACUACUAUCAUGAAGAUGGAGACCAGCCAAGGUCAAGGAGGGCCAGGGAAAUGGGUUCUGGAAACUCAAGGUUUUAUAGACUCCAAAAUGAUGGCAAGACUGUAAAGCAGAAGAACGGGAAAUCAAGGCAUCUACUGGAGAACUUGGAAGAUAUGGAGGAACCCUGUUCAUCAGAGAGAUCUCUGCCUUCUAGCUCAGGCAAAGGGAGGGGUGAUGCCCAGACUUCCAGUGAUCAGCAUGAAAGAAAGACUGGUCAAGAGAGGCUCCGGAAACCUCCACUUCCGAAGAUCAGUGGUGAGGUAUUUCUGAGCACUGACUCUGAUGACUGGGAGGCUAAGAGAAGCCCUCGAACUCGGAGUUGGGAAAAACAGUCCCGACACCAUGGCAGACUUUCACCCAAGUCUUCACAGAAAACAGGGCUUCCUUCUAAUGAAAUUGUGUGUGGGAGGGACCUUGGGCAAGGUGAUCACAGAGAACGGAGACGUAAGCCCAGGACUCCUCCCUUCUCAGAGGAUGAAGAACUUCAACACCACCAUGAUGCAGGAAUGAAACCGAGAGGAAUAAAAGAAGCUGUCUGUCCUCCCACACGAGUGAGCCCCAGGGACCAGGAAUGGUAUGAUGCUGAAAUUGCCCGAAAAUUGCAAGAGGAAGAACUUUUGGCGACGCAUGUGGACAUAAGAGCGGCUCAGGUUGCCCAGGAUGAGGAAAUUGCUCGACUUUUGAUGGCUGAAGAAAAGAAAGCUUACAAGAAAGCUAAAGAGCGAGAAAAGUCAUCUUUGGACAAAAGAAAACAUGAUCCUGACUGCAAGUCAAAAGCAAAGUCAGCACACUCAAAAUCAAAAGAGAGUGAAGAAGCAUACCGUUCAAAGACUGACAGGCCGUCAAGACCACCACCGCCUACAGUGAUGGACCCUGUGGAUCUGGACCACACGCAUCUUACAAACCAGCACAGUGCCACCCGUCAUUUCUCAAAGGCGGAGCCCUCACAUAGAGGUUUCCAUAAUAAGCAGUAAAAGAAAACAAACAAAAAAUGGAAUCUGCCUUGAAAAUGGACUUGCUGUAGCACAUAUUAACUGAACAAUACCGAAUGCAUUCCACAUUGGCUGUCCUUCUGUGUGCCAUUCCUGGAGUUACCCUCAAGUGUUUUCUAACUAUAAACAAUUUCAGUUCUCUUCA
This is a messenger RNA of Myodes glareolus (Bank vole), 1678 nucleotides long. It is a transcript of the gene Ccdc50, whose product is annotated as coiled-coil domain containing 50. Gene Ontology annotation, molecular function: ubiquitin protein ligase binding. Gene Ontology annotation, cellular component: cytoplasm. Lineage: Eukaryota; Metazoa; Chordata; Mammalia; Rodentia; Cricetidae. The record is from RefSeq and is a predicted model, not a curated record.